GACAUGCGUCGUAUCGGAGAGUUCUAUCACUACUGGUUGCAUGAAGCACCGCUACUGACCAAGGCACUGACGGCUGCCACCUUAUCAGGUGCUGGCGAUCGAAUUGCGCAGCGUAUCGAGGCCAGCAGCGCGCCAGUCACCGAUGUUGAUCAAGGAACCAGUCACGUUAACAACGACAGAUUUGUGAGUCAAAGUACAGCACGGACACUACGUAUGAUGGUGUGGGGCGGACUAUUCACAGCCCCCAUCAUGCACACGUGGUUCCAUCUCAUUGAGCGCGCGAUACCCGGGAAAGGCAAGGUCGCCGUGGCCAAGAAAGUUGCAGCCGACAUGGUGAUCGUUGCCCCCGCCAUGGCGCUGGGCUUCUUCACAGUGACCAAGAGCAUGGAGGGCGAACGACUCAGCGACGCGUUCGAGAUAGCUAAGACCAAGCUGUAUCCUACGAUGGCCAUGAACUACAAGGUGUGGCCCGUGGCCAAUCUCAUGGUGUUCACUCUCAUCCCGUUCCAAUACCGCACACCCUUUGUCAACUGCGUGAGUUUGGGCUGGUCGACGUUCUUGUCCCGCAUGGCCAGCAACCGUAUCAAGGAGGACCACGAGAUGGAAAUUGCCGUGGCGGUUGCGAUCGAACUGGACGGCACUGGCGGCUUCGGCGCACUAGUUCCCCGUGGCGUCAUCAGCUGUGGCGUUGUUAUUGGCCUCGAGUCGCUGCGCGAUUCGAUCUCCGGUGCCAAAGAGUGUGGCCGCCGUCACGACCUUAGUCAGCAGUGGAGCUUCAUGCAGCCAGAAGUGGUAGAGCUCGCCAAAGCGCCGCAUUUCGUCUCGACCUACUGGACUCCUUAA
This is a messenger RNA of Phytophthora infestans T30-4, 843 nucleotides long. RefSeq lists its product as uncharacterized. The record is from RefSeq and is a predicted model, not a curated record. Bases 250 to 843 code for a protein of 197 amino acids. Gene Ontology annotation, cellular component: cytoplasm; membrane. Lineage: Eukaryota; Oomycota; Peronosporomycetes; Peronosporales; Peronosporaceae. The transcript has 3 exons.